UAGCGUGGCUACGUCCGUCCACCAACAGUGCUAUUGCUACCAAAACGACCGUUUGCUGCGCUUCAAGCUUGAUGCAAACUUCUUCUUCUCAUCAAAUAACAUCCUAAAAUACUAAAAACAAGAAUUUGGAGUUUUUCAGGAGUCAGAAAAAAGCGCUUCAGUAAACUCGUCUGUUACCAGAUACAAUAAAAAUGGCAACGUCUGACACUUUGCUGGAGGAUGUACAGCGAUCAGAGAUUAUGCUCCAGCUUCAGCUCAAGGCUAUGAGAAAGUCUCUCAGUCUGCAGCUGCAGGAGUUAAAGAAAAAACAGACAGAGGAGCUGGAGAAAAGGAUUCAUCAGAACUCUCACCUGUCAAGUGAUGAAAAUGGAAAAUCAGAUGAUGAAAAACAAUUAUUUGUGGGAAUGAGGAGAUCCACCUCUUUAUCUGCUCUGACCUCAGAUAAAAGGAGCCCCAGCAAACCCAAACAGAGGCCUAACACAUGUUCGCCGUGUGAACGAUUCGCUUUAUUUAAAACAACACAGCAGGCCAAAGAGGAAGCAGAUGAGGCUGAGUGUAAAAAGAAAUUCUGUGCUGUUCCUGUCCCCGUCCACAUCGUUCGCACCAGCUACCAGGAGAUGAUGGAGCUCAGAACAAAAGAGCGGAAACAGGGCCAGGAAGAGAGGAAGCUAUUCCUGAUCUCCAUUCAGAAACCGUUCAGCUUCCAGGAGAGAGAAAAAAAUAAAAAGGAGAAACAGAUAGAAACAUUAAACCAAGUCUGUCAAAAUCCAAAAGACAAUGUUUGUGUUAAAACCACCCCACAAAAAGAAAGCAAGGAUCCACAGCAACUGAAAGUUUGUGGAAAAGUUUGCACUCGAAAGACGACACAGAAGGAAAGCCCACCGCAGACCCAGAGUCCAAAGAUCCACUCUGCUGAUCUCACCAGGAAACAAAAGUUAGGAUUCCUGGAUGAAGAGCUGAGCUUCCAGCCGACAGUCAUCCGUGCGGUACCAAACUUCAGUCGGCUGCACAAGGCCCUGCAGACUAAAAGGAUGGAGAUGCAGAGCAAAGAUCCAACCAAGUGUCAGCCCUUCUUCUUAAGUACCUCACAUCGACCUGCAAGGAAAAUGAUUAAGGGCCCAGAAACCUCACAGGAAUCUAAAUUCAGAAGCUUUAGUAGAAGUAAGUCACUUGGAGCUUUGACGGCUCUGUCCGCUGACACGCUCCCCACCUUCAUCACAGACGCCGUGAGGCAGCGCUGUGCAGCCAUUAGAAAAUCCAUGGAUUUGAGGGAAAGUAAGAAUCAAGAAAGUGCAGACUGGUUGAAGAACUACCAGACAAGAUCCCAGUCCAUCAGGAAGGCCGUAACUCUUCAUGCCAAGGUCCUGGAUCCUCACAGCAGCUUAAACGACGUGCUCAGUGAGAAUCUGAAGCGCCUUUGGGAGGCUGAUCAACAGACAACGAGAGAAUACACGAGAGAAUUAAAGGACAUAAAGGCUCGAGUUAGUAAACGCCCUUUUUUGUUUGCUCAACUGAAACAGAGAAACGCAAAGGCCCGUGCCGAGCAGAUAUACAGGAGCAAGCUGCAGAAAGCUGGGUUAGAGGAGCAGUUUGUCCAAGAAAAUGGAGAAUUAUUCAGAUCUGAUGAUGACGGUGACACAGAAACACAAAGCAGGGAAGAAAAUGUAGACGACGGGGAGAAAAUUGAAGAUGUGGAAGAGAAGAGCGUGAAGUCCAAAGGGGAAGAAGCACCAUGAUCAAAAAGGUUCAGGCAAAGCCGAGUUUCUUGUGGCCUGUCCACCAGAAAACAAGGCUGUCCUCAAAAGUGAUUCAUGUCACUGCGAACACCAAAGACUUGAUCAUUUCAAAUGUGCACCUAUAAAUUAUAAAAUCACAAAACCUGGGAACCUUUCAAUCACAAAUCUUUGGAUUUACUACGGAAAAGGGAAGAAAACUGUAUUUAAAACCUUUGCAAUGUUUUCUAAAAUGAUGUUUUAGAUUAAUCUGUAAUUGUAUUUUAUUGUCUUUACAGGUCGAGUCACUGGUUGUAUUUAGAAAUUUUGAAAUUGGAACUAAAUGCCACAUGCUCAGUAGUUCCAAUCUGGAUUAGAUGGAUAUAGAGGAUAUGCCUAAAGCUAAAGGUUGCUGAUUUAAAGAGAUCAAGUCAGGGUUUUGUCAAAAAUCAAAAUUAGCACCUGAGGGUGAAUUUGAGUACAAAUAAAAUGAUAAAUGACCCGCACUUGUAUAGCGUCUCUCAGAGUACGGACUUCAAAGCGCUUUACACUACAGUGUAUCAUUCAUCCAUUCACACACUGAUGGUGAUGAGCUACGAUGUAGCCACAGCUGCCCUGGGGCACACUGACAAAGGCGAGGCUGCCGAGCACAGGUGCCACCAGUCCCUCCGAUCACCACCAGCAGGCGGGGUAGGUUAAGUGUCUUGCCCAAGGACACAACAGCAGAAUUCUCUGUCCGGAGCCGGGAUCGAACCUGCAACCUUCCGAUUACCGGACAACCCGCUCAACCUGUUGAGCUACUGCCCCAAAACUAAAUCAACAACAGCAGCACAAAUUAACACACAUAAAAUGCAAAAGAGUAUAAUUAAAGAUGCACUCUUUGGCUUGGAUAUAAUUAAAAAAACAUAGUUUAUUCGAUUUAAUCUGAGAUUUUAAUCCUGGAUAUUAUAAGACUAUAAACAGCAGGUGAUGCAUCCUGUCUCUUCCGAAUGUUACAAUGACUUAUUUGAUAAUGUUCCAAUCUAGAAUAUCAAACCUUUUCCCAUAACUAUAUAUGAAGGCAUGCAUGCAGGAAUAGGAAGCCUGUAAUUUAAAGGACUCAUGCUGCCAGAAUAAACUUUAAAAAAACAAGCUUUCAGUUGAAUUUUUCUACUGAAACUUCAUUUCUUCUGAGAUUUAACACGUGACAUCACUCAGAUAAUUUCACACAGGUUUUAAAAGAGUUUUAGACAUUUUUAACUGAAUGUAUCUCAAAAGAACACAUUCGGUGAGAUCUCAUUCCAAUUUUAUUUAUGAUGAAUGAGGAAUUGAGUUAUUUCUAAAGCGGCACUGCCAGCUAAAUAAACAGUCCUCAUCUGCCUUCACACAGACCAGUGCAGCGGUCUGCUCCAAGCCUGCAAAUCCACAUCAAAUAUUCUUGGGCACUGGCCUCAGCUGAACUCUGUGCUUUGACAGCUGCAUGCCAGGAAUUUCAGAGAUCAUUUUAAGUUACAAACCACAUGAGGAUGUUUGAACAUGCAUUAAAAAAACAUAAUCAAAGAGUCAGCCAUUGUGUCCUGCUUUAAAUCCUUUGAAAUUUCUUGCUUGUACAAUGGUGUAUAGUCAGAAUGUUGUCACUUUAUUUCUAUUAAGUGUAAUUUCAUUCUUUGAUCUCUCGUAUAUCACAUAAUGAAGCUUCAAGGGCUCCAUCCUCUCAGGUUGUCAUGGGAACGCUGUAUCCUUUCCCACUCUGCCUUGAAUUCCCUCAGGAGAAGUCUGUGCACCUCCAAUUCCCCCGGAUGCACAAUGAAACAUUAACUCGAUUCCUGCUUGGAAAUACGUUAGAGCAAACAGUGUGUGUGUGUGUGUGUGCGUACGUGCGUGCGUGCGUGUGUGUAGGCUGAGAAGGAAGAAACACAUUUAGAUUAAUGAGAGGCUGCUGUUUGAGGAGUGGCUGUGCAAAGGUAGAUGAACAAUAUAAUUUUACCAAGGUGGUAUGUUCAGGUCCCUUAUUACUGUAGUCUUUAAAUUUCCCACACAUUUCAUUUUGUAAAUGCUUGGGUGGUAAAUGUAGGCAGCUGAUGACACAUGUCACAUUAGACGAUAAAGGCCCUCAGAUGGUUUUCACCCUUCUUUAAAGCAGCAAUUGUGCUGCUAAUCCCCAGAGUGUGAUUGUUUGUGGUUAUUUUUGCUGCUUUUCAUGAUUUCUUGUUUAAUGUAUCCCCUUGAUUAGAAUGUAAAAGUCCAAUGAGAAAGUUUUGGUGUGUGGAUGUAGAUGAUCUAGU
Nothobranchius furzeri (turquoise killifish) is the source of this 3976-nucleotide messenger RNA. It is a transcript of the gene fam161b, whose product is annotated as FAM161 centrosomal protein B. Gene Ontology annotation, cellular component: cilium. The record is from RefSeq and is a predicted model, not a curated record. NCBI's taxonomy places the organism in Eukaryota, Metazoa, Chordata, Actinopteri, Cyprinodontiformes, Nothobranchiidae. Gene Ontology annotation, biological process: cilium organization.